Cynara cardunculus var. scolymus (artichoke) is the source of this 1899-nucleotide messenger RNA. Its product is annotated as transmembrane protein 87A-like. The record is from RefSeq and is a predicted model, not a curated record. NCBI's taxonomy places the organism in Eukaryota, Viridiplantae, Streptophyta, Magnoliopsida, Asterales, Asteraceae. Bases 111 to 1637 code for a protein of 508 amino acids. The transcript is spliced from 5 exons. Gene Ontology annotation, cellular component: membrane; Golgi apparatus. Gene Ontology annotation, biological process: transport.
CUGUAACGAAAUUGGAGUUUGUCGGUUACUUGACGCAUCUUCACUUGUCUACGUCUUCCCACUCGGUUACACUUCAUCUGGACCAGAUCUAUCUCUCUCCGUUGCCUUUCAUGGAUUCCUCCACGGUUGCCAUAUUCUUGCUACUCGUUGUUAGGGUUUUAUGCAUUGAAGCUUCGGUUCAUGAGUACGCCGGAGACAAAUUCACCAGAAAGGGAAAUGCAUUUGUACUUCAUGGAGGUAGUGAAGGAAUUUAUUAUUCUCGUCCUAACCUCCAUCAAUCUUCCGCCACCGCCAAUGGCGAUGCUUAUAUUCGUAUUGAGAGAAUCAUAUUCCGAAGGCCUCAAGUGGUCUCAAACUUCAGCACAGGCUUGAUCUAUGCUGUUCUUUUUGACGUGGAUGAUCGAGAGACAAUUGGUGGCUCAGCCUAUGGAGGCCAAAGAGCUAUCUGCUGUACUGCAGAUCUAGCAAAAUUGGGUGCAUGCAAGGAAGGGGAAGUUAUUCACCGCCAAUCUUUAAAGAAUCCUGGUUGGCCUGAAGUGUUUGGCGUCUCAUUUGAUGUCAAUGAGGAAACUUCCACUAUGCAACCAAGGUCUAUUGAGAUUACAAGAACUGGGAUGUAUAAUCUGUAUUUCAUGCAUUGUGAGCCAAGACUAAAUGAUAUGAUCAUAGAGGGGAAAACUGUAUGGAAAAAUCCUACUGGUUACCUGCCGGGUAGAAUGGCACCACUUUCAAAAUUCUAUGGGUUCAUGUCAUUUGCAUUUCUAAUACUUGGGAGCUUUUGGUUUUCUCAGUAUGCAAGGUUCUGGAAAGAGGUUCUUCAAUUGCAGAAUUGUAUAACAUUAGUUAUAACACUGGGCAUGUUUGAGAUGGCCUUAUGGUAUUUUGAUUAUGCAGAAUUUAAUAAGAUUGGGAUACGACCAACAGGGAUUACUGUAUGGGCAGUCACCUUUGGCACAGUGAAACGAACAGUUUCACGCAUGAUCAUCCUUACCGUUUCUAUGGGAUAUGGUGUUGUAAGACCAACUCUUGGUGGUCUCACUUCAAAGGUUAUCAUGCUUGGAGCAACCUUCUUUACUGCAUCAGAAGUGCUUGAACUAGCAGAACAUGCUGGUGCCAUCAGUGAUCUUUCAGGAAAGGCAAUGUUGUUUCUAUCUCUUCCUGUAGCAAUCUUGGAUGCUUUCUUUCUUCUUUGGAUCUUCACCUCUCUUUCUUCAACUUUGAAUAAGCUUCAGGCUAAGCGAAUGAUGGCGAAGCUAGAUAUUUACAGGAAGUUCACAAAUGCUUUGGCUGUUGCUGUCAUUGUGUCUGUAGGCUGGAUAUGCUAUGAGCUUUAUUUCAAGGCAACCGAUAUAUACAAUGAGCAGUGGCAAAAUGCUUGGAUCAUCCCUGCAUUCUGGCAGGUUUUAUCGUUCUCUCUUCUCUGUGUCAUCUGUGCUCUUUGGGCGCCUUCUCAAAACUCAAUGCGAUAUGCGUAUUCUGAUGACGGAAGUGAAGAGUUUGAGGAUGGUGAUAUUUCGAUGUUGAUGAAACUAUCCCCUCUUCCCACAAAAGACGUUGGCAGUCCGACUGAAGUAAGAUCAUCUGGUAGCGAAGAUGGAACGUUGGGUGGAGAUUUGGAAGAAGAUAAAACAGAGUAAACUAUAAACCAGGUAUUAUUUGGCUUUUCUUUCACUUGCAAAAUUUCCUAAUCUUAUUCCUGAAUAGAAUCAGCUUCAUCUUCAGACCCUCUAGGGGACACUAGCAUCAACUAGAUGUUUUUAGUAUUUGCAUCCUGGAUCUUUUAUUCAACUUGUAGAUUUUAGGCUAUAAGAUUGUUCAUUUUCCUCAAUUUAUUUAAAAAUAUAUAAAAAUUUAGAUUGGUAAGAUUGAGAAAUUGGAUAAAUGAGUUUUGCCUUGUUC